Messenger RNA from Cyphellophora europaea CBS 101466, 1875 nucleotides. RefSeq lists its product as uncharacterized. Lineage: Eukaryota; Fungi; Ascomycota; Eurotiomycetes; Chaetothyriales; Cyphellophoraceae. The coding region runs from base 1 to 1875 and encodes 624 amino acids. The record is from RefSeq and is a predicted model, not a curated record. The transcript has a single exon.
AUGAGCACUCCUAACACCAGCCUAUACCAGACUUCCAACAGUAGCACAUCGACCCUGCGUCCGCGUAACACCCGCCUCAUAUCCUACUUUGGCGACGAAACCGAGACAUCGUCCAACGCUACUGCGACUGCGACUUCGACCAGCUCCUCGAAAGCCACACCUCUCUUCCCUGACCGCGGUCCCUCGCCCAGUAUCAAUCGCAGCCGAGCAGCCGAUAAGCCAGGCAGCGCCUCUGGAAGCGCUUCCAACUCCAGGAAAACAUCAGCAGAGGCCAGUCGGGCCGCAAGCACAGAUAUCUGGUCCUCAUGGUCCAGUAUCGCUUCGUCGCUGCUGGGCGGCGACGUAAAUCCUAGCGGCAAAGGCAAGCCCAAGGGGGCAGUCACCAAUCCGAAAUGGAUGAAGCAGGACAGAGCAUACUCAUCUUCGCCCACCACACCACAAUGGGGUCCGAAAACGAACGGUCUUUCUGACGUUGUUCCUGGUUCACUAGAAGACAGACAGGCACUUCUGCAGGCGAAGAGACGAGAGGCCCUCUUACUCGGCGGCGCCCAAGAGUCCAGGGAUUCCAGUGGCAGAUACAAGAGAAGAGACUCAGAUGCUGAUAUACAAGUUAACAAUGGUGUGGAACACGAUCAGGAUGCACUCGUGUACGUUCACAAGACUGCUCGAGAGGACACGCUGGCCGGCGUCAUGCUCCGAUACGGCUGCCAACCAGAUGUGUUCCGCAAGGUCAACAGGUUCUGGCCCAACGACAACAUCCAAGUACGAAAUCACGUGUUCUUGCCUGUGGAAGCCUGCUCUGUUCGUGGGAAGAAAGUAGAGGGCCCGCAGGCAGGGUCUGAUCUGCUCGGGGCUGCUAUCGAGGAUCUUGCAAAGACUACAACACCAGGCAAAGGAGCCCUCAAGCGAAUGGGCACACACACUGCACCAGAACAGGCACCCUCACCCACAGCCGAAGCCUUCCCCUCCUAUUCCAAUGACAACCCCGAUCUCCGUCACGACUCCUGGGUCUCUCUCCCCAACUUCCCAGACCCUGUUGCCAUUCUGCGCAUCCCCCGCUCCAGUCUAGGCUACUUCCCACGGGCGCGACGGAAAUCACUGUCCAAGCCCGCUCACACCGACAGCAGCGUGACCUCCACGCCCCGCUCCUCCUUCGACAACCUGCGUCACCCACUCAGCCACGCCGCGCAGAUGUCCCUCUCCCAAAACGCCUCCCCAGUCCGCCGGCCCACCCUCUCCACCAGGCAAUCAUCCGGCCGCCCCCGGUCCAGCAGCACGACGCAAGGCUCCUUCAUUGAAGCCCUUCGCGGGCCCGGCGGCGUCGGCACACUGCGUGGCCUACGUACAGAGCCGUCCCGCCCCGGCCCCGCCGAAGACCCACUGAACCGCAAGUUCGCACAGCUGUUCCCCGACCUCGCCAUCACGAGCAAAGAAGCACAAAAGACACUCGCCCCGCCACCGAUCGGCAGCUUCCGCAGCACGCCGCGCGCCAGCAUGGACAGCGUGCGCAGCGCGCGCAGCAACAGCUCUGGCCUGAGCGAAUUGGCCGGCGGUGUCGAAGGGUGGGUCCGCAAGAUGGCGGCCGGCAAAGGCGCUGCCAAGCGCGGCGCUGGGCCCAUGGCUGACCUCAUUGAGCUGGAGACUACCAGUGACGCGGGCGACGGUGACGGUGCUGCGAGCGAGAGAGAUAACGUGCUAACGCCAACGAUGCCGGCCGCCGCGGAGCUGCCGAGCACGGGGUUGUCCUCUUCGGCCAAAUCGUCGGCCCUACAGCAGCAGCAGCAGCAGCAGCAGCAGCAGACGCAGGAGGAUAUGCUCAAUGAGCGGUUCCCCGUGAGAGGUCGCGUGAGAAGCGCGUAUGACGGGGCCAAGUAG